Solea solea (common sole) is the source of this 1662-nucleotide messenger RNA. Its product is annotated as ATP synthase subunit beta, mitochondrial-like. Lineage: Eukaryota; Metazoa; Chordata; Actinopteri; Pleuronectiformes; Soleidae. The coding region runs from base 55 to 1611 and encodes 518 amino acids. Gene Ontology annotation, molecular function: ATP hydrolysis activity; ATP binding; proton-transporting ATP synthase activity, rotational mechanism. The transcript has 10 exons. Gene Ontology annotation, biological process: proton transmembrane transport; proton motive force-driven mitochondrial ATP synthesis. The record is from RefSeq and is a predicted model, not a curated record.
UAGCUGCACUUCUUCACUUCUUGGAUCCCCUGUUCACCUUCAGCCAUCUUAACCAUGUUGGGUGCUGUGGGACGAUGCUACAGCGGGGCUCUGCAGGCGUUUAAACCCGGUGUUAACGCCUUAAAGACAAUCGCAGCGAACAAUGUGGCUCUUAAUUCGAGCAGGGCUUAUGCUGCCCCAGCUGCUCAGGCUGCAAUUGCCAAUGGCCGCAUUGUGGCAGUGAUUGGUGCCGUGGUGGACGUCCAGUUUGACGAGGGUCUGCCUCCCAUUCUCAAUGCCCUGGAGGUGGCUGGUCGUGAGAGCCGGCUGGUGCUGGAGGUGGCACAGCAUCUGGGCGAAAACACAGUCAGAACAAUUGCUAUGGACGGAACAGAAGGCCUGGUCCGUGGUCAGAAAGUUCUGGACACAGGAGCCCCCAUCAGAAUUCCUGUGGGCCCCGAGACCUUGGGCAGGAUCAUGAAUGUCAUUGGAGAACCCAUUGAUGAGAGGGGUCCGAUUAGCACCAAACAAACUGCUCCUAUUCAUGCUGAAGCUCCUGAGUUCACGGACAUGAGCGUGGAGCAGGAGAUCCUGGUCACUGGCAUCAAAGUGGUGGAUCUGCUGGCACCGUAUGCCAAGGGUGGAAAGAUUGGUCUUUUUGGAGGCGCUGGUGUGGGCAAGACUGUGUUAAUUAUGGAGCUGAUCAACAACGUUGCCAAAGCUCAUGGUGGUUACUCUGUGUUUGCCGGAGUGGGAGAGCGAACUCGUGAAGGAAAUGACUUGUAUCAUGAAAUGAUUGAGUCUGGCGUCAUUAACCUGAAUGACAACACCUCUAAGGUGGCGCUGGUGUACGGGCAGAUGAACGAGCCCCCAGGUGCCCGCGCCAGGGUUGCUCUUACUGGUCUGUCUGUUGCUGAAUACUUUCGUGAUCAGGAGGGACAGGACGUGCUGCUCUUCAUCGACAACAUCUUUAGGUUUACCCAGGCUGGAUCAGAGGUGUCUGCCCUGUUGGGUCGUAUCCCCUCUGCUGUGGGUUACCAGCCCACCUUGGCCACUGAUAUGGGUACAAUGCAGGAAAGAAUUACCACCACUAAGAAGGGCUCCAUUACCUCCGUACAGGCUAUCUAUGUGCCUGCUGAUGAUCUAACUGACCCUGCCCCCGCCACAACUUUUGCUCACUUGGAUGCCACCACUGUGCUGUCCCGUGCCAUUGCUGAGCUUGGUAUCUAUCCUGCUGUGGACCCCCUGGAUUCCACCUCCCGUAUCAUGGACCCCAACAUUGUCGGGGGAGAACACUACGAUAUUGCUCGUGGUGUGCAGAAGAUACUUCAGGAUUACAAGUCAUUGCAGGAUAUCAUUGCCAUCCUGGGUAUGGAUGAAUUGUCUGAGGAAGACAAGCUGACGGUCGCACGCGCUCGCAAGAUCCAGCGUUUCCUGUCACAGCCCUUCCAGGUAGCGGAGGUCUUCACUGGCCACAUGGGCAAGUUGGUGCCUCUUAAGGAGACAAUCAAAGGCUUCCAGAGCAUUCUAGCAGGUGAAUACGAUGCCCUUCCAGAGCAAGCUUUCUACAUGGUGGGUGCCAUUGAGGAAGUCGUUCAAAAGGCUGCGAAAUUGGCAGAGGAGCAUUCAUAAGUGAUUUAUCUGCAGUGUUAGAAAUCUGUAUCGGAUAGAUGUUUGUACAGA